Penicillium concentricum is the source of this 1074-nucleotide messenger RNA. It is a transcript of the gene gprI, whose product is annotated as putative cAMP receptor (Car4). NCBI's taxonomy places the organism in Eukaryota, Fungi, Ascomycota, Eurotiomycetes, Eurotiales, Aspergillaceae. Gene Ontology annotation, cellular component: plasma membrane. Gene Ontology annotation, biological process: adenylate cyclase-activating G protein-coupled receptor signaling pathway; cell surface receptor signaling pathway. The record is from RefSeq and is a predicted model, not a curated record. Gene Ontology annotation, molecular function: G protein-coupled receptor activity. Bases 1 to 1074 code for a protein of 357 amino acids. The transcript is spliced from 5 exons.
AUGUCACACUCUCCCGAGGAGCUCAAGGGAAUCGCUAUUGCAGGGCGAGUCUCUUCGGUUCUCUCUAUUCUGGGUUCAUUCACAAUAAUCGGCGCUUUCUCUCUUUCUCGGCACUUCAGGAGUCCUAUCCAUCGUAUAAUAUUUUUUAAUGCCUUCUAUAACCUGUUCGACUCUGUCGCCACGAUGAUAUCCACUAGUGGACCUGCAGCUGGAGAUUCUUCAUCCCUAUGUCAAUUCCAAGGCUUUGCUCUUCAGAUGUUUCCAGUAGCUGACGUGCUCUGGACAUUCGCAAUGGCCUUGGAUACAUACCUGGUUGUCUUUCAUCAUUUUGAUACUCAAUCUUUGCGCAAGCUCGAAGUCAAAUACAUUGCUGUUAUUACUACUUUCUCAUUUAUCCCUGCCUUUAUCUUCCUCUUUAUCCACGGCCAUGAAAAAGGUCCUAUAUAUGGUGACGAAACCAUAUGGUGCUCAAUAGCUCGCAACUGGAUGAUGCUCCGCAUAAUCUUCUACUAUGCACCCGUAUGGCUAAUAAUAGUCAUCGUCCUAAUACUAUAUUGUCUCAUCGGUAUCGAGAUAACCAGAGUCCGCGACGAGUUCAAAUUGAGCGAGAACGAUCGUAUCGCUCUGACCUCUGGCAAUUCUACCAGCAGCGUCACGAUGACAACUAUGGAAGCGAACGCUCAGAUAAAACCCGAUCUCACUCCAGAAUCUACUAUAACAAGCGAUACCAUAGAACGGGAUACAUUCCAGCGCCCUCCUGCAUCCAACAAAUUUCCGGCGACUUAUCAGACUCCGAAGCAAAGACGUGUUUCGCUGAGACAAUACGUGAUCAUGCCAUCGCUUUUCUUCCUUGCGAUGUUAGCAACGUGGAUUGCACCUACUAUUAACCGUAUCGCGGAAUUCGUGCAUCAUAGACAUGGAAACUACUCACUUCUUCUCUCUGUGAGUACGUUGGGGUCCCUGCGUGGGUUUUGGAAUGGGGUUAUUUUCAUAACUAUCGGUAUGAAAGGGUGGAAGAGACGAGCUUCGGGGAGGAGAAUGGCUCUCAGGCAGACUAGAAAUGAUCAUGGGUGA